AUGGUGACAACAGAAACCAUUGUGCCGUGUCUCGAGAAUGAUGCCCACAAAGUGGGAGCUAUAGUUGCAACGGCAACCGCCUUUGUCAGCAGCAGCACCGCCAUGUGGCUCCACCACAUCGGCAAGAGUGUCACGCCGGAAUUUGAGGUUUCGGGCUGUCGGCACAAGUUGAUCCAGGAUAUUUCCUGCGGGGGCAUCUACAUGCCCGAGUAUGCGAUCUUUGGGCUGGGCUUCACCUUCACCAGCCUCUGUAUGGCACAUGCAUUCCAGAAGGCUGGAUACGUCCUGGAGAAGUACAGCACGCUCUCCAGCAGGGAAGUGCGAGCAUUCCGCAUUUCUGGCCUGGUGGGAUGCUUGGCGAUGAUUCCCAUGGCCUGGAUCUCCAUGCACAUGAACCGAGCGGUCCACCUCCUCUUUGCGGGGAUCAUGAUGGGCUCCUGGCUGCUGGCCUUUGCACUGAGAUGUAAGUCCGGCUCCGCGCCCUACCAGCGCCUGGCCAUGGUCACCAGCGUCUCCGCACUGGUCCUUCUGUUGAUCUGGUUCGCUGCCAUGGCGCUUCAUAAGUCUGGUUUCGCCUGGGCAGAGUGGCUCGCCUUCCUCUGCUUUUUGCUGCACACCUUCAGCUUCCCUGCCAUGGGCUGUGGGCAGCCCUCUGGUGUCCCAGGAAUGCUUCAGAAGGAUUCCCGGCGCCAGGCCUCGAAGGGGCCCUCCUUCGAGGGGAUGGGCGUGCUUGCCUUGCAUUGCGGGGCGACCGCGACCGUGGGCAGGCAUGCCGACAUCUGCGCCGGCAGUGCGAACGCUCAGCUGAGAGAGAUGCGCUUGGCAAAAAGCUCGCAAGACAGCCGCGUUGGAGUGGACGAGAUGCUUUGGGAUGACAUGCACAAAAAUGAUAUGGUCUGGCCCACAGUGAAGGAGGUCCAGGAAUACCGGAAGAAAGUGUACAAGGUUGUCAGCGAUGUCAUCGCCACUCACCCGGACCUUGAGGACAAUAAUGGCACUUCGCCGGUGAAGAUUACCUGGGAUCACCCCUUGUGGGCUAUCUUCAUGGGAGUGGAGCAUGAAGCGAUCCACCUUGAGACCUCUUCGGUGCUCUUCCGGGAGACGCCCAGCCACUUGAUGCAGGCCGCUUCCUCGCCAGGGAUGUACUUUGCUCACGAACGCUUCGUGUGGUUGCUGCAGCUGUUUUACGGCUACGCGGCUAAGCAUUUUGCGAACCCCUCCUCCAAAGCCCCAAUUUUGUUACGGAGGGGAGGUCUAUUUCCGGAUGUUAAAAAUGCCGGGCGGACUCACGCCGUGCUCUACGGAGGCUGCACCCUUCAAGCAUGCAAUCUGUUCGUGCUGCUGGCACAGUUGUGUCCUGGCAUCUUGGUCGAGCAACGUGGAGACACAGCACACGGCAAGCAUGACAUGUGGAUCAUGUUUUCCGUUGACGAUGCGCAGCGUGGACAGCCACUAGCGCUGGGGAUCUCGCUGCCUGAAGAAGUGAUGGAUGUGGGAAAUCACCUUCCACGUGUCCACACCCUUCAGCCCGACCUUCCAGGCCCCGAGAGCGAAGAUGCACCCAGAAUUGCGGCUCUUGAUCGUGGCGUGGCCAAGGGCGAUCUGUCCAAGGACUUUCAGGCGCUGGUCAACCAGCUCGUGCAGCAGCAUCUUCGUGAGAUGGCAGCCGCGAAGCAUCAUCGCAGUCCACAACUCGCUCCCCGUAGCCCUCUCUCACGGCCCAAAGACGAGGAUCUCUGGAUGCCGCCCACUCUUCAUACCAAGCGGCAGCCCAGUAGUGAGUCUUUCAACAAGAGUGCCCAGAGUGCCAGCUCGGACUGCUCCUCUGUGGCAGCAUCGAGGAAAGCAGCCCAAGUGCAGGCCAGAGACAUCCUGCAGAAGCUUGAGUCCCAGGCCACCCAGCAGGAGGAGGACUCCGACUCACCGCCGCACUUCGUCAACUCCUUGUACGCCGAAGCCAACAUGGAGUAUAUCAAGACCGGCAAGUCGGAGUACUUCGCCACUGAGACCCCUUCUGAGUUUCUGGCCCGCUACAAGAAGAUGUCGCAGCUCGAGAAAUGGCAGCUCAUCCUACAGUCCAACCGCUACGAGUCCAUUAUGGCCAUCAUCCUGUGCUUUAACGUGCUCUGGAUGGCUAUGGACCUGCAAUUCUUUGGUUCCAUCUCUGGCUACAACCUCAACGUCUUUCCAGAGUCGCCCUCGCCCGAGGAGAUACCCACAUGGGAGAGCGUGCUGACGAUCGGCGAUCUUUUGUUUACGGGCGUCUUCGUGCUCGACGUCAUCGUGCGCAUCUGCGUCUUGAGAUCAAAGUUUUGGGGCCAGUUCAUGAACUAUGUGGAUGUCGGAGUGAGCGUAACAAAUGUGGCGGAAGUGGCAGUUCUCUACACGAUGAAGCUGCCCGUGAACCCCAUCCUGUUUCGCCUGCUCCGGUUGGGCAAGCUAGCGCGCGCCAUCCGCAUGAUCAACAUGACGAGCGUGCUGGGAUCCCUUCAGCUCUUGGUGAAGUGCUUGGCCUCCAGCAGCAACAUGCUAUUCUGGAGCUUCUGCCUGUUAACGUUCGUCCAAUGCGUUGCGGGUCUCAUUGUCAGCACACUUUGCCGGGACUUCUUCGAGGACGAGGCUUAUGACGUGGCAUUGAGAGAAGCCGUUUUCCGAUACUACGGCACAUUCACUCGAACCUUCCUGACGAUGUUUGAAAUUUUGUUUGCCAACUGGGGACCUGCUUGCAGAGUGCUUGUGGAGAACUUCAGCGAAUGGUUUUCUAUCUUCUUUCUCCUAUACAGGUGCGUUUUGGGCUUCGCGGUCUUGAAUGUUGUGAAUGCGGUUUUCGUGCAGCAGACCAUGAAGACGGCGGGAUCUGACGAAGAGCUUGCCUUCAAACAGAAAGAGAAAGAUGCACAGAUGUACACGAGGAAAGUGAAGCGUCUGUUCCAGACCAUUGACGACUCUGGAGAUGGCACGCUUAACUUGGAGGAAUUCUCCAAGCUCGUCCAAUCUCCGAAGUUGAAGUUUUGGAUGAGCCAGCUUGAGCUGGAAUAUCACGACUUGCUGAGCCUGUUUGAGUUUUUGGACAAUGGCGACGGCGAAAUUACCUUGAUGGAGUUCAUAGAAGGCGCAGCACGCCUGCGGGGAGGAGCCAAGGCGCUAGACAUCUGGCGCAUCGAGACGAAACUGGAGGUGCUUUUCGAGGAAGUGUUAAAGGCGCUACAUGCAACCUCCGGCAAAGUCAUGUGCAAGCAGCAAGGAGAUUUCUUGCUGCUGAUCGGGUAUAGCGACGUCGUUGCAUAUCAGACGUGGGGAAUACUUUGUCAGGUUUCCCCACCCUGGGAUGAUGUGCGACUGGAGACAGACCCCAGUGGAAGACUCAAUGGCGCUUCGCAGGAAGCGGGAGAGGCGUCUCACGCUUUCCUGAUGCUGGUUGACAAGCUUGUGCAGCAGCACUGCCAAGAGGUCGAACAAGCGCGCGGGGCGAAGCCUCAUCAGGUGACGUUGAGGAUUCCCGAGGGACUCCCGGAACGAGCCAACAGCAGGAUGCGCGUUAGGAAUGAGUUCAGCAGUUCCGAGACAGAUUCUGGGAAGCCUCACCGCGAGCACCCGCACCUCGAUGCCAAUAAGCUUCUGCAUGCCUUGAGCUCAGACGACGGCGACCGUCGGCUGAAUGCAUACAUGGCGCAGUACACUACCAUGCUGGGUGACGAUGACGAUCUUGACCUUCUCAUGAAGCCCAUUGAGACGGCAUCGGAGCUCCAAGCACGCAUCGCCCGGAUGUCGCGGCUGGAAAGGCUCGGAGAAUGGUUUGAGUCAGCUCAGUACGAGAUGGUAAUCGCCGCCGUGCUGUGCUUGAACGUCCUGUGGAUGGCCCUGGAAGCCCAGGUGGAUGGCUACCGUUCCGGUCAUACCAUCGGCGUCUUUCCGACGGUGGUUGUCUCUGAUGAUGCCUGGAACACUUGGGAACUGGUGUUUGCGAUUGGUGACUUCGUCUUCACUGCCUUUUUUGUGCUGGAUGUUCUUGUCCGCAUUUCCAUUCUGCGAUGUAAAUUCUGGGUGGUGCCCAUGAACUACAUUGACAUUGCGGUUUCCGGAACAUCACUCUUAGAAAUCGUGCUCUUCUAUGUCGCAAGUGCCAACUUGGCGGUGAAUCCUAUCCUAUUCCGUUUAUUGCGGAUUGGGAAGUUGGCCAGAGCAAUCCGCAUGAUCACCAUGAACAGCGUGCUGGCUUCGCUGCACUUGCUCAUUCGAUGCCUUGCAGCCAGCACGAACAUCUUGUUCUGGACAUUUUGCCUGAUUGCAUUCUUCCAGUGCGUUUCGGGAAUGGUGGCCAAUACACUGUGUCGCGACUUCAUCAACGACGAAAACCAGCCUUUGCAAGUGCGCGAGGAUGUCUUCCGGUACUACGGCACAUUCAGCCGGACCUUUCUGUCUAUGUUUGAGCUGUUGUUUGCAAAUUGGAGCCCACCGUGCAGAGUGCUGGUUGAGAACAUCAGCGAAUGGUUUUCCAUCUAUUUCCUCCUGUACAGGUGUGUUCUUGGAUAUGCCGUGCUAAAUGUGGUUUCGGCUGUCUUCGUGCAACAGACGAUGAAGACGGCCAGCUCCGAUGAAGAGCUUGCAUUCAAGCAGAAGGAAAGGGACAUCGCCUUGUAUACGAGGAAAGUCAGAAGGCUGUUCCAGACGAUGGACGUAUCAGGGGAUGGAGUCAUCAACUACGAAGAGUUCUCCAAGCUGGUCAAGUCCCCGAUGUUGAAGUUUUGGAUGAGCCAGCUAGAGCUGGAAUACCACGACCUCAUGUCGCUCUUUGAGUUUCUGGAUAAUGGCGAUGGAGAGAUUACGCUGAUGGAAUUCAUAGAAGGUGCAGCGAGACUUCGAGGAGGCGCCAAGGCGCUGGACAUCUGGCGCAUCGAGACCAAGGUCGAGCUGCUUUUCCAAGAGGUCCUCAGCGCCAUCCAGAGUCUGACUCCCCAGGAGGGUACUUCCAACACCGUCGGAGAAGUCUUCAGCAAAGCCAGGUACCGGCACAUGAAUGCAGCCGCGCGGGUCAGCGGAUCCACGGAAAGCCUCAGGGUGGAUGGAGCCUCGGCUCACUGGAUCCAAUUACACGUCCGAGGCCCGCUCAAUGAGAUGCUCGCACACUAUCAUCACAGAAGGCCGCUCAGAGCGGCGAUCAUCCGUGAGAGGACAUUCCCUUCAUCGCAGAUGCUUGCUACACGUGCUGUGAUACGGCAGGCUGAGAAGGACUUCCCAAAGAACGAGAUGCUGACUGUCAAGGGCGAGGCCGUGAAUCUUGGCAAGCUGCAGCCGCGUGACUUCCCUAGCUAUGGAUGGGACAAUGAGUACGGCCAUCGCAGGGUGCAGGUCGGGGACUUCGCUGCAAGCAAGUACUUGAUCACAAACGGUGAAUUUUGGCACUUUGUGGCGGGCGGCGGGUACCGAACUGAGAAGUAUUGGUCGGAGGAAGGAUGGAACUGGCGGAAGUACCGGAACAUGAAGUGGCCCUUCUUCUGGGUGCAGGAUGGGCCGCAGGGAUCUAUGCAGUUCAAGCUCCGGACCAUCUUCGAGGAGAUCGAAAUGGCCUGGAGCUGGCCGGUCGACGUCAACUACCAUGAGGCGCGCGCCUACUGCGCCUGGAAAUCAGAGCAGGAUGGUUUGGCUGGCAGCCCUGAGGCGUACCGGGUCAUCACGGAGGCCGAGCAUCAGUUGAUUCGGCAUCCGGAGGCGCGCUCUGAGAACAUGGCCUCCCGGGCCUACGACCGGGCCAUGCAUGCAGGCGAUCCUUUGAGGUUUAGGGUUUAG
Messenger RNA from Symbiodinium natans, 5787 nucleotides. NCBI's taxonomy places the organism in Eukaryota, Dinophyceae, Suessiales, Symbiodiniaceae. The record is from the annotation of a GenBank genome assembly.